CGGAUUCAUUUACGGGUGGACCAAUCCUCUAUUAUGUGUAGCAGGCAUUCUUGACGUGGAGUUGAGAGAUGCAGCUGAGCACUGCCUUCUAGCCUUCUCACAAUCUGAGUACGGGCUUCACGUCCAAACCAUCUGCUCUGGAGAUCCCGUUAUCCUUGGGCGAUGCUCUGCUCAAGGGCAAAAGCCUGGCUCCAGAAUGUCUCCCCCAUUCGUUGCGAUUGAGCUACCUGGUCUUCCGGUGUCGAGUGAAGACUUCGGUUUCAUCUAUUAUCGUAGACCGAAAGCAGGUUCCUUACAUUAUUAUACAUUGAAGGCUUGGGACGACAUAGGGCGCUCGCAUGCCGAGACGACUUCCAGGAAACUCAGCUAUCCUCCAACGUACGUGCAGGGAGCAAACGUCCAAAGAAGGCUUAACGAGACCGUGAUCAGCCAGAUGAACUACGCCCAUAGCUUGGAGGCGCGUUUACCGGGUACAGACCAGACUCCUUCAAGUCAUGGCCGCAGAGCAAGUUUCCUCUCCACAGCGGGUAGAGUUACAAGUCUAGUCGGGCUAUAUCUCCGACAUUUGCACCUUCCUGUGUCGUAUGUGCUAGCAUUGAACUCGCCUGGUCCGUUUUCUGGUUACAUAUGGAAUUCCAUCUGGCAAUUUAUGACCUGGAUAUCCAUGACCGUCCAACAAUGUGACACGCGCACUCAUCAGUUCUCUACUCUGCCCACGAAAUUCCGAUCUUUACGGAGUCACCCAGGAGUUCCCGUCCAGGACUAUUGCGCAAAAUACGAUACAUUUUAUAACUUCGUCUGGCUAGUCCUCAAUGAUGUGAUUGUUGGCACCGCCGUUGGAACGUUCAUUUGCGAGAAUCACAAUGCACUCGCCAUCGAAUUGACGACAUUUGUUGAGGACCACCUCAUUGGAAGCAUACAGAGGAUUCUUAUCUGGCUCGACAAUUGGCCGGCCGGGCUAAAGUUAAACACCGAGCUGAGCAACUUCUACUGCAGCACAUUCAUAGGUAUCAUAGGACUCUGGGGGCAAAUUCUCAGCUUCGUGAUACCUUACCUCCCAACACUCAUCUACGCCGUCGGUGUCCUCGGCUCGUGUGGAUCCACCAUGGUAGUCUCGUCGUUGUUGGAUCUGCUCAACGUCUUCACUGUGCACCUCCAUAUCUGUUACUAUAUCGGGGCGGCUGUCUAUCGCCAACAGCUGCGCACGCUUGAUUCUUUAUGGAACCUAUUCCGCGGAAAGCGAUUUAACGUGCUGCGAAAUCGCAUCGACAAUUGGGACUAUGACAUAGACCAGCUGCUGCUGGGGACGAUCCUCUUCACUCUCGUAGCCUUCUUAUUCCCCACCGUCCUCACAUAUUACUCGCUCUUCGCCGUGCUGCAAUUUUGUGUCAUUCUUAUACGUGCGAGCCUCGAAACCCUCCUGGUUUUCAUGAACCAUUUCCCACUGUUCGCGUUAAUGCUGCGUGUCAAGGAUCCUUGGCGACUUCCAGGUGGGAUAUAUUUCGAGCUCAGAAAGCCGUCGACUUCUUCUCCGCCCGCUAUGAUUAUUCGUAAUCAGCCAGUCCCGUUCUUCUCCGUCUUCUCCCAGUUUGUUCGCAUCUGGUCUCGUAUCGCAUCCCACUACAACCCACUGCGACUCCUCCGGUGCCUAAUCACCGGUAACUAUCUCACGUCAAUUCCUGGAUACUCUAUCCGACAUCGUGGAAUGCCCGAACAAGAGGCGAGUAAGGCGAAGAAGGGUUGAUAUACUGUAGCACAUGUUAUACUGGUACAUACAUCAAGUAGACCCAGAGAAAAGAAAAGGGGACGAAUAAUCAAUCGACCCAUGUCGGCUCAACCUCGAAUUUCGCCCGAGGGAUGUACUUCCCACCUUGCAGUAAUUCCUCUGCUACCAUCCGCAACUUCACUGUGCGAUGGACGCGAAGACCGUCUUUCUUCUGUCGGC
Messenger RNA from Gloeophyllum trabeum ATCC 11539, 1945 nucleotides. Its product is annotated as Gpi1-domain-containing protein. Gene Ontology annotation, biological process: GPI anchor biosynthetic process. The transcript has 14 exons. Gene Ontology annotation, cellular component: endoplasmic reticulum; membrane. Bases 197 to 1744 code for a protein of 515 amino acids. NCBI's taxonomy places the organism in Eukaryota, Fungi, Basidiomycota, Agaricomycetes, Gloeophyllales, Gloeophyllaceae. The record is from RefSeq and is a predicted model, not a curated record.